AUCUCCCUGUGGUAAGAAGCUGUCCUCCCCUCCGCUGCCUCCUCCAACACUGCCAGUCUGGUUGACGCCUGCUGCCGGUACACCUGCACAUACACAUACACACACACACACAGAGGAAUGAGAUGUGGAGUGUUGCUAUGAAGGAGGCGGAUUUACAUGAAGGACAGCGCAGAGACAACUGGAGUGGAGGAGGGGGAGUCACACACAUUGGGACAAGAACAUGACUUGAAGAUGAGCGAUACUCAGGCUGAGUUGGAGGAGAAGGACUGUCCUCCACCAGAGGAAUUAGAGUGUAAAAUCUGUUACCAACGCUACAAUGCCAACAACCGCAAGCCUAAGAUCCUGGACUGCCUGCACCGGGUCUGCGCCCGCUGCCUCGUUAAGAUCCUGGACAUUGCCGACGGGGCAGGCUUCAUCUCCUGCCCCUUUUGCAGACACCAAACCGAGAUCUCAGAGUACGAGGUGUCAGCCCUCCCUGACGAUGCUAUCAUCAUGUCCCACUUGGCAAUGCGGGACAAAUCCUGGAGCUCCGACCACAACAGGGAGGUGGUACUGACUCCAACAAGUUUCUCCUCCUCCAGUCCGUCUCACUCCUCCUCCAACUGCCUGGUCAUCACCAUAAUGGAAGUGCAGAGGGACUCACAGCACUCCCCAAGCCGAAAUGGCAGUUCUGAAGUCUAUGCUGAGCAGAGCCUGGACUCUGUAUCAAUGGGCUCCAAUGGGCAGGCUGAUCAGGAUGCCUUGUCCAAGUUCUGUAAUCAUGUCCCGCGCAUCCUGGUCUGGCUGCUGGGUUUCUUAUACUUCGGCUCACUGCCUCUAGGAAUCUACUUGUUGGUGAUCCAGAGAGUGACACUGGGCAUUGUAUGUGUUAGCUUGGUGCCAUCAAGCCUGACGGUUUGCCUGGUCUAUGGGUUCUGCCAGUGUCUGUGCCAGGGCAUGUGUGACUGCUCCUCCAGGGGCUGAUAGGAUGCUACCCGAGAACUGGCGGUCCUACGAUGGGAUAAAGUCUACUGCAGUAAACACGUAUUUGAUGUGUUUUGUGAAUAGAUAGGGGGCCCAAAGGUAAAGAUGAUGCCCUCUUUUAAACAGACUUUACAAGCGUAUCAGUCAAUUAUCUUCAUGCAAACAAUGGGCCAUUAAAGAGAACUAAGAUCGUAUUGGUCCGUGCUUUUGUUAGGCCGACCACCGCAACUCAGAAACCAGUUUGGCCAACAGGAUCAGAGCCCCUGACAAGAUGUGCUAGGCUGAAUUCACACCUAAUCCGGUGGUGCGAUGAAAACGUAAGUCCUUCCAUUCAUUUUGAAUGGAGGUAGUGCCGCAGGGGAUGCCGAAAAGUGGAAACAGAAUGAACUUUUGGAGAAGCGCAACCCGCUUCACGCUGCGUUGGCCAAUCACGUAACCAGCGAUACAGAGCUGUAUAACCCAGCCAUGAGGGAACAAAAGACGUUAAUUGUCGUGCAGUCAAUGGGUCAUUAAGUGACUCUCCCAGACCACCGCACAACCCUGCAGCGCAUCGUCGCAAUGCUUGAUCUGGUGUGAAUGCAGCCUUAGUUGGAGUGGCACCUAUACCUGCAUUUCUGUGAUGUAUUUCUGUAACCUUUAUUUGUUCUGUGCUGUGUGUAUGACCUAGUCCAACAUAACAUUUGAGAGCAGACCUUUAAUCUUUGACUUACAAAAUGACAGCACUGAUAAGAGUCCGGGGCCCUCAUUUAUCAACACUGUGUACCAACAAAAAUCUUGCAUGCAAUCAUUUUUAAGUGAAACGUGGGAUUCACAUUAACAGUCUGAGUAUUUACUUGGUUUACCAAGGAGGCUCAUAGGUUAAUUAUUGCAUAUAAGCAUUACUGGAUAUUUGGGAGUUCCCAAAAACUAAAAUGGAGGAAAAUCAAUGUUGAUGGUGGCGAUUUUGGCCACUAGUUAAUAUCAAGGGUAUCUCUUAGGGGGUGCUUUCACACCUAACCUGUUUGGUUCGGUUUAAAACAAACUCAGAUCCAUUUGUCCGGUUAUUACAGUUUGUUUGGGCUGGUGGGAAAGCUAUCAAUCGAACCCUGGUGCGGACCAAACAACCAAACCGAGACCACCUGGAAAGUGGGUCUUGGUCCACUUCCAAGCGGACUCUGGUGCGGUUUCGUUUGUGGUGUGAAAGCAGACGAACCAACCACAGGAUUUUAUGAUAGCAGAUGUAUGAUUUUAGCAUGAUUUCAAAAGCUAAACUACUAAUGAAUACAUUUGCUAAUCGGGAAAACUGUUGAGGAAGCGAUCUGUAUUCACGGCCAUGUAUACAAGCACGUCAGCUUGCGUAUUUUCCCUUAUUAAUAGGUCAAAAGCUGUUAAAACGGCUGUGCUUGUAUCCGACUCCGUGCAGUUUGUCAGUUUAAAAAAAAAAAACAUUAAAAAGUGUGUGACAGCGAUCCCACAGUUCGGCAAUCGUGCGCAAGUCCGUGAGCUUCCCGAUGCUCACACAAUGCGUUUGUACCUGUCAGUCUGUAUAACUUCAUGUUUACUUUGUAAAAAUCGGUGUUAUUAGGAACCGGACCAGAACUGAAAUAAUUUUUUUCCUGGGUCUGGAAAAAAUUAAUCGAACUACAGGUGUGAAAGCACCCUUAGACACCGAUUAACAGUAAAAAUACUGCAAAUAUUUAUUUUUCCAUUUACUUUUAAUUUAGUUCUUCACGUCCAUAAGCCAACAUUCAUGGCAGCACUACAUGUUGCGAAAUAUGUCUUCUCUCUGUUAAAGCUACAGUCCUGGUAACUCAAAGCUGAAUAUAUGUAUGGUCUUGCUAUCAGCUCCUAGAAAUGCAUGGAGGAAAAGCAUUGGUGCGCUGAUAUUUAUGGGUUGAAAGGUAUCAGUCUGUUGAACCUGUUGAUAUAAGUCUGUCCCUUGCAACAUCUUUAUAUCCUGGUUGAAACACUGCUCUUCCAGGGAAAUGUGAUUGACAGAUCAUGAAUUAGCGAGAAAAGCUGCUUUCUAAUUUCUUGUUAUUGUUGAACAAUGCAAGAAAUAUUACAGGAAAAGUCUGUCCAUUUGGCUGGAUUUUUCACCAUAAUGUUCCAGGUAAGGAAGAAAAAGGAUAUCUGUAUGCGGUGCACAUUUCAGCGAGGACUAAAUACAAAUUACCAAAUCAACUGUGAAUUGGCCGUAAUAUUUUAUUGUCACCUAUUUUACUGUCACAGCAGUGGCUUGGGGCACACAAUGAGGUUGUUAGUAUUGCUUAUUGAAUGUGCGCCUCUCUCUCUCUCUUUCUCUCUCUCUUUUUCUCUUUCUCAGCCUCAAAUACAGACACGCACCAUUCAGAGUUGUCGUGUUGAAUGCAUUUGGUGCAUGUGAUGCAUAAACCAGACUCAUAUCUCAGGUUUUUUGAUACUCUUUUAAUGUUAAGCAACACAUUUUCCAGUCAGUUCUUUGUUGGGUUGAACAUAGCAAGGCUGCUCUGUUGUAUUUUACUGGUUGUAAAAGCUCAACUGGCUCAAAAUGUAGGGUUCAUGGCUAUGGGAGUUCUCUGUUACCUUCAUGCUGGAAGUCACAUGCACAUACUGCCAUACUAAAGCCAUGUGGAUUUGUUGUUGUGUGGCACCUCAAGGUCGUGUGCAUUAUUUAUGUGGCAUCUUGAUUUUCUUUUGCAUGUUUAAACAAACGCUCCCAAAUAAAACAAAUGGACGUCUGGAAGAAAGGUCACAAUAAA
This is a messenger RNA of Sebastes umbrosus (honeycomb rockfish), 3683 nucleotides long. RefSeq lists its product as uncharacterized. Lineage: Eukaryota; Metazoa; Chordata; Actinopteri; Perciformes; Sebastidae. The coding region runs from base 157 to 963 and encodes 268 amino acids. The transcript is spliced from 2 exons. The record is from RefSeq and is a predicted model, not a curated record.